Lycium ferocissimum is the source of this 2025-nucleotide messenger RNA. RefSeq names its product FBD-associated F-box protein At5g22730-like. The record is from RefSeq and is a predicted model, not a curated record. Bases 72 to 1511 code for a protein of 479 amino acids. Gene Ontology annotation, molecular function: protein binding. Lineage: Eukaryota; Viridiplantae; Streptophyta; Magnoliopsida; Solanales; Solanaceae. The transcript is spliced from 2 exons.
UUACCAAUUAAACCAAAAAAUUUGAAGUGAGUAAGCUACUCAUCUAACAAUAAAUUUUCGUCGUUCCAAUCAUGUCACAAAGAAGAAGGUUUAUGUGGAGAAAUCCAAAAGAGUCAUACAUCCAUAAGAUUACAAUUACAGAGACCACUGAAGGAGGACAAGAUAUAGCGUGUGUCGAUAGAAUUUCCAAUUUGCCAGUCGAUAUAAUCCGUCAAUUUCUUUUUCGGAUUCCACCAAAAGAUAUAGCCAGAACUAGUGUCUUGUCCAAGAAAUGGCUAAGCAUUUGGGCUUCUCUCUCAGAUAUUUAUUUGGAGAAUGGUGAAAUCGGCAUGCUCUUUCUUCGAAUGACUGUUGAUAAAAGAUCUUCUUGUGAAUUGCUGGGGAAAAGAUGGAUAGAUUUUGCCUUGAAAAAUAAGGUUAAAACGUUACAUCUUGAUAUAAAAGCACUUAAUUAUGGGGAGCCUUUCCGCCUUUUCUCCUUAUCUGGUUUUGCAUUUUCCUGUGCUAUAUUAGUUGUUUUAAGCAUCAAAGAGUGUGAGAUUAGUAGUUCAGUCUCUUUUAUGCUUCCUAAUUUAAGGUCCCUCUUUCUACAUAAUAUCAUGACGGUUGAUGGUUUUGUAUUUGCCGAUUUCAUUGCUGGGUGCCCUCGAAUCGAGGAGUUGAUCGUAGAGUAUUUUCCAGAAGAGUUGGACAUUAUAUUAGUUCCAAAUCCUAACCUAAAAUAUUUGAUGGUGGAAUACACUGCCUUUGGCGGUAAAUUACAAGUAGAGUCCAAAAAACUGGAAUCUCUUGUAUUUUCAUACUUGAGGGUGGAAGUGGAUGAGUAUGUAUUCGAGAUUGCGUCCACCAGUACGGUCAAGAAUUUGACAUUGCAAAAAGUUUAUGUCCUAGAAAGGACAUUGAGCCCUUUUAUCAAUAGGUUCCCUUUACUUGAGAACCUUGUGAUAGAUGGUUGCCGCCUCGAUGUUUUUAGCGGAGGUGUUGGUUUCGACAAUUAUUUGCCACGCCUUUUUAUUUCUCACAAGAAUCUGGCUAACUUUGUGCUGAAGUUACACACCAUUGAUAGCAUUGAUGAGAUAAUAAUACAUGCUCCCAACUUAAAAUCCUUUGAAUACUGUGGUCAACUCACGUCUUUUCCUGGAAUAUGGGCUUCUCGUCAAUUGGAGUUUGUUAAACUCCAUUUAAGACCCAAAGUGCUUAAUACUCGCUGGUACAUUUGGGUACGAAAGAUUUUGGAGUCUUUUGCUCAUGCCAAGCAUUUGUGCUUGAUCUGCCAAAAUGAACAGGAUAUCAUCUUUCCUGAUGAGUUAACCGAGACAUUACUUCCAGCAAUCAAUAGUAUUAAAAAUCUGGAAUUGCAAAUUGAAUCAUCUACUGGCAGUACGAAAAAAAUUCUAGAUGGCUUUAUUUGGAUUCUUCCGGGUUUGAAGACUUUGUCAUUGACAUUGGGUUCCGUUUCAAAAAUCAUUGAGGUACUCGUAAACUCUACUUGGCUUCUUUCAUCUCCCUAAUUCCUAGCUAUUGCUUUUUGUUAUUUUUAGUAUGUCGUCAAUUUUGGCCUCGUUGAACCUUGAACUCAUAGUUAUGCUGCACACAUUUCACAAAGUAGAGUAAUGAGUUUUAUGGGUUUUCUAGUAUAUUGCUUUAGCAUAUGAUUGACAAUGUAAAUGGAAACUUGUUACGCUGGAAUAUGUUUUCAGCUAUUCUAAUUGUGGGUGACAACCUUCAUAUUUUAUAAUUGCAAAUGCAGUUUUACAGCGGAUGAUGUGGAGAUUAUUUCAGCCUUCUGCCCAGAACAAAAACUGGAACACAAGCAGAAGCUAGCAUACAAUGAUUAGAGAGACUAGAUCGAGAGAAUGCUUUCUUGGCAUUACUGAAAUUUUUCUUGUUUUAAACUUCAUUCUAUUGUGAAGUAGAAGCACAGACUUAGCUUGUAGCUUGCCAAACAGUUGAUCCGGUGACUUAAUGAAUCACAUAUUUCAUAUGCAAGAAAUAUAUUUAUGCAGUUGUUUAAAGUGCUUUUAA